GUCGGGUCGCUCCCACACUUCCAAGAUGGGUAAUGGUAGCAAACCCUAGUCGGCAACCAUUGCGGUCGCUCGUCAGCGGCAGGGAAACUCUUGUAGGAGACGAAUCUACCCGAUCAGCAGCGAAGCUGACAUGGCAUUGAAGUAUGGUGCUGCUCGACUCGCAAGCAAUCUUCGGCAUCAUUAUGCUCGGAGCGCUUCCCUUCUCCAUUCUCACGCCACCAGUUUCGGAUUUAAAGAGGUAUCAGAAGAAGAAAAAAGUAAGCUGGUUGGUAAUGUCUUCAACAGCGUUGCUUCAAACUAUGAUCUUAUGAAUGAUCUGAUGAGUGGUGGAUUGCAUAGAUUAUGGAAGGACAGAUUGGUUUCGAAACUGCAUCCUUUCCCUGGUAUGAAGCAUCUUGAUGUUGCUGGUGGGACAGGUUUGCAUUUUACAACUUUUAGGGUAUUGAAGCGAGGAGGCAGGUUUCUUUGCCUAGAACUCAGUCAUGUCGAGCAACCCCUCUUCAAGCAAAUUUAUGACUACUACUCGUUCAAAGUCAUUCCAGCAAUCGGAGAGCUUGUAGCAGGUGACAAGGAGUCUUAUCAAUAUUUGGUAGAGAGUAUCCGUCGAUUCCCUAACCAGGAUACUUUUGCUCGAAUGAUAGCUGAUACUGGAUUUCAGAAAGUUGAAUAUGAGAAUCUUGUGGGCGGAGUUGUUGCUAUUCAUUCUGCUGUAAAGUGGUAGGGAAAGCCUUGCAUCUGAGAAAUUAUUCCGUGCGGACACCGAAUGUCAUACAGAGAUCAACCAGAAUGCGCCACAUCACCCCUUGCUCAGUACUGUUGCUUGGUACUGAUGACGUGCUGCAUUCUGGUUGGUCUCCGAACGCCGUUCUGCGUCUGGUCUCCGCACAGAAUAAUUUCUCCGCAUCUCAUUCAACAAUUUUCACUUACUGUUGAUAUUUAGGUUUCGUUUGGAACAACUUUUUUGUUGCAUUCUAAAACAGCUUUUUAGUACAUAAAUUUUUUGAAUUUGAUAAUUUUAUACUAGAAAGUUGUUUUAUAAAGAAGUACGAAAGCUGUCCCAAACGAAAUCUUAAUUUGUUGCAGUUUCUUCUUGGCAUUAGUGUUCCAAACAAUUAUGUAUUUUUUCUUAGCUGGAAUUAUCUGUGGCAUGGAUCUUAAGGAGAACAAAAAGUUCUUGGUGUAUUCAAUAAGUUUUUUUUUU
This is a messenger RNA of Dendrobium catenatum, 1201 nucleotides long. RefSeq names its product 2-methoxy-6-polyprenyl-1,4-benzoquinol methylase, mitochondrial. The record is from RefSeq and is a predicted model, not a curated record. Gene Ontology annotation, cellular component: mitochondrion. Lineage: Eukaryota; Viridiplantae; Streptophyta; Magnoliopsida; Asparagales; Orchidaceae. The transcript is spliced from 6 exons. The coding region runs from base 131 to 721 and encodes 196 amino acids. Gene Ontology annotation, molecular function: methyltransferase activity. Gene Ontology annotation, biological process: ubiquinone biosynthetic process.